This is a messenger RNA of Rotaria sp. Silwood2, 1726 nucleotides long. The record is from the annotation of a GenBank genome assembly. Lineage: Eukaryota; Metazoa; Rotifera; Eurotatoria; Philodinida; Philodinidae.
CCCAAUUUAUCAAAAACUGUUCCAAAAGAUUACAAAUCAAUUAAAGGUAAUGAAAUAUUUAUCUCUAACAAAGUUCUCUACUUAUAGCAACUAGAAAGUGGCGUCAAAGUUACUUCAUUUCCUUCAAGUAAACUUAAGAAAACUUUCUGUUAAUUUGGAGUGAUUUGAAAAACAAUCCUAUAUUUUUCUAUAAUAUCUAAUAGUUCUUGAACUGAUAUCAUAAUAGCCAAAUUUCAAUAAGAACUCUUUUUCUAUAAAAUAUGAUGAUUUUACUCAUGCCUAUUAAAACAAGCAUGCGAAUGAGAAUUUUUGGAAUAACUUUUAAUAGAAACAAGAUAGAGACUUGCGGUUUUCACCGUUAGAAAAGGGUAGAAAAGAUGCAUUGUAUCAUAUGCUAAAGGUUUUUGAAUGUUUUUGAUGAUUCUUUAAAGUACCGGAAAAAUGUCUUUCUUUUGAAAAAGGAAAGAGCAAACAAGUGUUUUCUUCCUCAGGUAUUGCUACAGAAAUUGACUUAGAGCUUUAAGUAGAAUAUACAUCACUUUUCAAUGAUUAAAUCUAAACUUCUGAGUCUUACGAAUGUUUUGGAGCUUCACUUAACGGGUUGCAUAUACAUCUCUCUGAGUAGACUUGCUGUCAAGAGAUCAAUUGAGAAUCUCACAAAAAAAUUGUAAUAUACUCAAGUACAAUUCGGUGCAUCCUUAUCUCUCCGUUCGAUAGUGAGAACUGCGAGUCUGUAAUUUGUUUCUAUCAAAACUCAUUCCGGAAAUGGUCGCGCACAUUUCUUUUUAAAUAGGCCUUAGUAUAAUCGUCACAUAUCAUAGAAAUAUAGUUCUUAUUGAAGUUUAACUACUAUGAUAUCAGUUCAAGAAUAAUUAAAUAUUAAAAAAACUAGAGCAGUGUCAUUCCUAUCACUGCAUAUCAAAAGAAAGUUUCCUCAAGCUUACUAAAAGGAACUAAAAUGCGCUAGAGACUAUUUUGGGAAUACCCUAAGUAUUUCGCAAGGAACUCAGAUUUUACAACAUUAGAUUUUUGAAAAUGAAUUAGAGUUGAAUAAUCGAAAUACCAAGUUAAAUUGGAAAUAAACAAGUAAGUUUUUCUGUAAAAAGUUGUAUUUUUAUUUAUCUAUUGAAUCUAAACUGCAACAAAGUUCUAUUUUUAGAACAAUAAAAUUAUUACUUCAAUACUUCUUUAUGACCUUUUAUUGUUAGGUGAAGAAUUAUGCAUGGUUAUUAUGGAAUUACCGCCGUUCAUAAUAUUGAAAACUCCAACUGCUACGUACAGUGAAAUGACAGGUAAUUAUAAAAAGAUUAAUAUUACAGAAUUUUAUGGAUUUUACAAAGACGUACUUUUAUAUUUACAAAAUAAAAUGGGUUUCAUUCCUGUUAUUACAUUAGCUAAACCAACGACAGAAUAUAAUGAAUUAGUUGAAGGGGUAGCAAAUGACGAUAUUAAAAAUGGUAAAAUUUCAUCAGAUCGAAUUGGAAUUGUGGUAGGUUGCGCAGUAGAAGAUUAUUAUUUAAAUUCCAUAUCACAACGAAAAAAAGAUUAUUAUCCAUUAAAGACAGCGGACGAAAUUUAUACCACGUUAAUAAAUGGUAAUAUUGAUGUUGCUCUAUGGAAUAAUUUAACGAUUGAAUACCAUACAAAUAAUAUAUAUUGUGAUUUAAUGCCUGUAGGUGUUGAAUUUUCUCAUAGUUCAUAUCAAUUACCAGUGAAAAAAGAUUGA